This is a messenger RNA of Petromyzon marinus (sea lamprey), 1814 nucleotides long. The record is from RefSeq and is a predicted model, not a curated record. NCBI's taxonomy places the organism in Eukaryota, Metazoa, Chordata, Hyperoartia, Petromyzontiformes, Petromyzontidae.
AUACGGGGGAUCUGUAUCUGUGGUUCUGUACGCACACGUGUGUACUUACAUUGCCACGUAAUUUUGCAAUUUAGUUCAAUUCCAAUCUAGCAACACAUUUAUAUAAAUAAACAAACGCCCAACGCUCGCGUUAUAGACAAGUGCAUUAGGAUUCACUCAUUCGGUCACUUGUAUUCAGAUAUGUAUUAUUAUUCUAAUUUGCAAAUUAUUAUUAUUACUACUUGAAACUUCGUCGGUUCACGGGGCCGACCAAUCUGGCGGGCCCUCUAACGAGCACCCCGGGCCUCGCCAAUCGCCGUCCACCCCCUCCCCGCGAGCACCCGGGGCAGCCCGACGCUCUCGCAGGGAGGGGUGGUGGUGGUGGUGGUUGGGGGUGGUGGCCGGGAUUCGUAACACAACAGAAUGACUUGAAAGUAAAAGAGCUGCGCAAACUCGUGGGGCUCCUGCGAGAGGUGUGCGAGAGGGAGCGAAGCGAUCGAGAGAGAGAGACACACACACACACAGGGAGAGAACGAGGGAGAGAUACACACACACACAGACAGGCACACGCACACGCACGCGCGCGCGCGCGCACGUUCACCACUGCGCUGGGCGCAUCCAAGGAAUGAAAAAAACUUUGCGCGGUUCAAGAGAGCGCAACAGAAUGUAGCGAUCGCAGUCAUCAUCGAUCGAUACUGUCGACUUCGUGAGCAUUGUUUUCGUCGCCGACUCGACCAUCAUCAACAACAACAGCAUCGUCACCGACAUCGUUAGAAGUAGCAGCAUCUACAUCGUCUUCAACGUGCUGGACCAUGGACGGCCGGCCUGACCUACAAACUCCGGUGUCGGCCGCCGCCGCAGCAGCCGCUGCCGCCGCUGCCGGGCUGCCUUUGUCUCUCCUGAGCCGAGGCCCGCCGCACAGCCUCCUGCUGAGAGCCGCUGACAAGUACCAGCGCACGCCAAAGUGCGCGCGAUGCCGCAACCACGGCGUCGUGUCGGCCCUGAAGGGCCACAAGCGCUACUGCCGCUGGAGGGACUGCCUCUGCGCGAAGUGCACCCUCAUCGCAGAGCGGCAGCGCGUGAUGGCCGCGCAGGUGGCCCUCAGGCGUCAGCAGGCGCAGGAGGAGAGCGAGGUGCGAGAGUUGCAGCUCUUCUACGGGCCCGCCGAGGGGCUGGCCAUAGCGGCCGCGAACGGCAUUCUGGCACCGAGGCCCGCGUACGAGCUGUUCGGGCAGCAGCAGCAGCAGCAACAGCAGCAGCAGCAGCAGCAGGAUGGAGGGGUGUUGGAGCCAGGUGAGUGUGUGCGGAGAGUUCAGGGAUCUGUGUUUCAGUUCCGCUUUGGAGUCAGAGGCAUUGCCGGCAUAAGGCACUACAACGAGAGUGCACAUCGCGCCUGUCUGUGACAACGCCGUACGUUUUGUAUUUAGAUGUAUAACAUCGUACACGAUAAUCCUAGAAGCAUAUUUUAUGUUUGUUGAACUUCUUUCGCACCCUACGUAGCCAACUGCGCUACGGGGUGGGGGGGGGGGACAGCAAACUAAACACGCCAAUUCACGAUGGGUGUGACGCACCAACAGUAAUCGGAGAGUUCCAGAGCAACGUUGCGAACUCUAACGCGAUGCCAUCGCUCUUAUGAAGUUGGUCAGUCAGUUCGCGAGCCUCUCUCUGUGUCACUGGGAGUUGGGAUGGUGGUACAACGACUGUCAAGAAGACGACACAACGCGAAUGAAACUUCAACAAAGAGUCGACCUCGCUAUUGGCUGCAGGGGAAAAAAAAAUCUUGAUUUGAAGCUUUCGUGACUGCAGGAAAUCCACACUCCUUGGUUCUUUCGGUA